Naegleria lovaniensis is the source of this 2220-nucleotide messenger RNA. RefSeq lists its product as uncharacterized. The transcript is spliced from 3 exons. Bases 1 to 2220 code for a protein of 739 amino acids. The record is from RefSeq and is a predicted model, not a curated record. NCBI's taxonomy places the organism in Eukaryota, Heterolobosea, Eutetramitea, Acrasida, Naegleriidae. Gene Ontology annotation, cellular component: endoplasmic reticulum membrane.
AUGGCGAGAAAGAAAGGAAACUCUCCUUCUUCGUUCAUGACAUCCUCAUCUCCAACAACCACGCAAACAACCAAUCGUAACAGUAGUGAAGAUCAAGAAGGAUUGGAUUCAGGAAGAAGUAAUCAUCCACAGCAACAACAACAAAAAAAGAUUGAAAUUUCUCCAAUUGAAAUCAAACCACAGGGAAUCCAUACAAACACCUCCGAAGAACCGGAAACGAAUGUAAAUAAGAAUGUACUAUCGGGAUCAUCAUCGGAUCAAAAAAGAACUUCUGUAACACCAGUGAUCGUGAGCGUGGAAGACUUUUUCAAGGAGAGACCAUCGUUGCUUACGAUUGAGGACGAUCAAGACGAUGAAGAAACUUCGGAUUCCGAACAAGAUAUUGUAAAUAUUCAAAAGAAACAGGAAUCCAAGAAGAAGGUUUCGUUUGAUGGCUUCCUAAAUUUAGGAUUAAUUUUUCUAACUGCAAUGACUUUGAGAGUCAUGAUCGAUAAUGUGACGGAGAGAGGGUUAUUGAUCCCGAAUUUUGCUUUGUUGUUUUGUAUAUCUGACGAGUUGAUUAAGAGAUCAUUUGUAGAUGUCUUAGUGUUUACAGUGACAUAUAAUUGUGCAUUGUAUUUGAAUAGUUGUAUUGGAAUGUAUAUAGUUGAGAGAUUUCGAGGAAAAAAGAGUGAAAAUACCAUUUUGGCCACGUUAUUGAAAGUUCUCGAAAAGCUCAUUUACUAUGUAUUGUCAUUUGCAUACAUUGGAUUAUUUGUGAUGACCAUUUUCUUGAAACGAUUGUCACUCAUGGUCAAUUUAGUGAUGGUAUUCACCAUGAUGAUUUAUGUGAUGAAAGGUUUCAGUUAUUACCAAUACACGAAGAGAAGAAUUUUCACGACAGAGCCACUGAAGGUGAAUCCAGACAGUGACGACGAGAGAAAUAUUCAUCUUCCAACUACCCCAAUCAGCUUUUGGAGAGAAUAUUGUUAUUUCUUAUUUGUACCUACAUUAUGCUUUUUUAGAAAUUAUCCAAUGUCCAAGACCAUACGUAUUUCUUUCAUUGUGAAACAAUGUGUAUACUUACUACUGUGUGGUGCAGUUGCAUGGGUAAUAUUUAUCCAAUACUUGGAACCAAUAUUUAGAUCGAGCGCCACACUUAACAUUCAACCUCCAAGUAUCGAGUUUAUAUCCAAACUCUUCGAACAGAAUGGUACAAGUCCCUCACAACAGGUGUUCAACAUUUUCAAGCAACAAUCACCAGUAGCACCAUCAAACUAUCUCUCCAAUUUGGGCAAGUUUUGCUACCUGAUGCUUAAAGUUAGCUUCCCUUGGUUUUUAACAUGGCUCAUUAUCAGCUUUGCUUUCUUCCAUUGCUAUCUGAAUAUUCUUGCAGAAGUCACAAGAUUUGGAGAUCGAAGAUUUUUCUUGGAUUGGUGGAAUUGUCAAGAUUUUCAAUCCUUUUGGAAGAAUUGGAAUUUACCAGUACAUCAAUGGCUUCUUCGCCACAUUUAUUUCAAGUCGCUUGGAAGCGGGGGCUCCAAACCUAUUUCUGUGUUUUUCACAUUUCUCACCUCUGCAAUUUUACAUGAAUUGUGCAUGGCUUUAAUUUUUAGAAGUAUCAAAUUUUACUUCUUUGCUGCCAUGUUGGUCCAGGUUCCCUUCGUAUUAUUGGGUCAAUAUCUCAACCACAAAAGAAAAUCCAAACUAGAAGAAAGCCAACCAUCCUCUCCAAUGUCAAGCACAUCCUCAACCACAACCUUAAGUGACAAUGUGACUCAAUCUUCGACAUCUUCACUGGAAGUCAAGAAGGAAAACACAGACCAUCAUCCAUCUCCUCGAAAAUCUUUGCGAGAAAUUGAAAAGAAAUUAUUAGAACUGAAACAAAGUUUUCAAAAAAAACUUAAAUCAAGAAGAGGAAAAGAAUUACUUCAACGAUUGGGAAAUAUUUCCAUGUGGCUUUCUCUCUUUGCUGGACAACCACUCUUAUGCUUAUUGUACUUCCACGAUUGGUAUACUUUUGAAAGCAUGAUUUGUGACGUGAAAAAUAGCAAGUAUGGCUACAACUUGAUGUUCGAUCGUUGGUCUGAUUCCUUCUCUUUCAAUGCUUCCACCAAUUUCCUUCCCAAUGUAUUUGGCAAUCAAUUAGUGAGUGGUGAAUGGAGAUUAAUGAUGGAACAUUUACUGAGCUAUGCCACAGGUGCAUUCAGAUCAUGCUCUGCCACAGUCGUACACCAUUAA